AGGGUCCUUGAUCACGCCGAUAACUAAUUUAUUUUAGUAACCAAACACUCUUUCUAUACUCUCUGCCUUGCUAUAUAAAUUGACCCGACCAAUCCCUAGGCUGCUUCCACUUACUUUUACGCACAUUGAUUUUCUGGGCACUCCAGAUAUUGGCGUCUCUCUCUCUCCCUCGCUCUUGAUCACAGCCUCCCCUCUCCCCGGGAAAUAUACUGCACACCCAAUGUCUUUUGAUCUCUACGAGACACAAGCGUCAUUACUUUGGUGUGCUUUUGGGUUUAUGACCCAGGGGAGGCCGUGGUGUUCGUGGAAGUUCAUAUUUAGGCACUGGACCUGACCCUUCACUUCUCUGUUUUUCUUUUGACACAAGAGUGUCAUCCUUGCUGCUUUCAAUAUUUAGAUUCAUUGUUUGUGCAAAAGACAAAAAGUAUUAGUGUAUUAGAUUUGGCCACCAGCCUGGUAACAACACUGCUUCGUACAACAUUUUUCUAGCUGCUUGUGAAGGAUCACACGGUGUAUUGUGAUUUGGUUUUUCUUUCGUUGACGCUCUGUUGGAUUUUCUCAAUGGGGAGAAAUAGUUCAUUGCCUCCUGGCUUUAGGUUCCAUCCAACUGAUGUGGAACUGGUAAAAUACUAUCUGAAAAGAAAAGUGCUGGGGAAGAAAUUUCAUUUUCAAGCAAUUGCAGAGAUUGAGAUUAACAAAUAUGCCCCGUGGGAUCUUCCCAAUAAAUCUUGUUUGAGAACUAGGGAUCUGAAAUGGUACUUCUUUUGCCCUACAGAAAAGAAGUAUGCAAGUGGGGUAAGAAAGAAGCGUGCCACUGAUAUUGGUUAUUGGAAAACCACUGGCAAAGACAGAUCUGUUCAGUACAAAAAUGAAGUUGUCGGGAUGAUAAAAACUUUGGUUUUUCAUAUUGGCAAGGCACCUAAAGGGGACCGAACAGACUGGGUUAUGUAUGAAUAUAGACUUGAAGAAAAAGAGUUGGCUGACAAAGGAAUUGCUCAAGAUGAGUACGUCCUCUGUCAGAUAUUCAAGAAGGAUGGACCUGGUCCAAAAAAUGGUGCACAGUAUGGAGCACCAUUUAAUGAGGAUGAAUGGGAUGAUGGUGAUGAUGAGGUGGAGAAGGAAGUGAAUGCCCAACCAGCUAUUUUACCUGCUCUGAUGGACGCACCUGCAUUUAUGCUGCCAAACAAUCCAAACAUGACCAUCGCUACAAGCUCAUGCGUGCCAGAGAGCACGUGCACUGGACUGCUUAUAUCAUGCCCUUCCCAAGCCCCAUCAACAGCUUGCACUACCCUUCCUAGGGUUUCUAAUGAUGAUGUUGCUUCUACAAAAGCUCUUCAGGUUGUGCAUGGGGGUGUGAAUGGUGGUGAAGCUGAUUCUUUUGCUGGCAUGUCAGCGCCAGCUUUUCAACAACCAUGUAACCCCAACAGUUCCAUCCUUGCUAGCUCUAGCUCAUAUGUACCGGAAAAUAUGUGCGAUGCUUACAUUCCUAGCAUGGGUGGUGCUACUCAAGUGGAAGCUCCUCAAAUUGUGGAUGACAAUGAUGAUAUCCUUUCAAUGCUGGCUGUCUUCGACAAUGACAAUCCUGAGGAUUUUUUUUUCCCAAAAUUUUCUUUUGACUUCCUUCUCAGGUUGGGCAUGGCGCGCGGACUUUGGUGGGAUUGCAGAGCCAGAGACUGAUAUAUUUCAGAACUUGGGAGACCUUCCCACCCUGGAAAGUGGUGGGGAUAGUAUCCCCAUCUCACAAUAUUUCAUGGAUCCAAUGCUUCCAGGCAGCAAUGCGGACUUUUUGGAGCUGAUGGAUCUAGAGACCCCGCUCUAUCGUAGUUGGGGGAAAUAAAUGUAAUUCCUACACUUUUUUAUUAUUAAAAAAUAAUCGUAAAUUGUUUACGGGCUUUUAUAGAGAUUUAAUCCAGUGAUUCAUACUUUUAUAGUGUGAAUUGGUUUUAAAUCAAUCUGUACUUGAAAUUUGUUUCGAACUUGGUCAGUUCUGAUAUGAUGAAAUCCAAGAACUACUUUUCAUUAGAA
Molecule: messenger RNA, 2025 nt
Organism: Populus nigra (black poplar)
Lineage: Eukaryota; Viridiplantae; Streptophyta; Magnoliopsida; Malpighiales; Salicaceae
Product: NAC domain-containing protein 82-like
Exons: 4
Coding region: 562-1677 (371 amino acids)
Biological process (GO): regulation of DNA-templated transcription
Molecular function (GO): DNA binding
Source: RefSeq, a predicted model, not a curated record